AUGGCGAUUCGCAUCGAUAAGCCGGAUACGAUGCAGAAUGAGCUUGUGCACAUUCUCGCGGAGCACCUCCAACCCAAUCACAUUUACACUUUCACAUUGACGUAGGUUCACAGAUUGAGCCAUAAGUAUCAGUUUCGCUCAGAUUGAAGCACAACUAUGGGACGCACAAGUCGACGGCCACGUUCCGAUCGGAUUCAGCUGGAAAGAUCGAUUUGGAACAUGCGAAGCCGUUGAGAGGAUCCUAUUACGGUAGGCGAUUGGCAGUACGAAUAAGCGAAAUUCCGACUUGCGACUUUUCCUUUUUCCAGAACCUGAUCCAAUGGGCCUGUUCCUUGGCAUGAAGCCGUGCGAAGACUUUGCCUACGGAGGAUAUCUGCGCUGCACUCCGCCAGUCCCGUUCAUCUACCAACUACAGUAACCCAUAUACACCUCGGAUUGCCAUACUGACGCUUGAUUAAGGUUGUCGGACUCGAAAAACAGUCUGGUCGAUCAGAUCUACAUCAAAAAGCACUGGAUGCACCCGAGAUUAGAGAGAACCGAGCUGGAGGACGACGGUUUUUGCGCGACACUUUUCAAACCGCCCGGAGACGGACCGUUCCCCGUGGUUAUGGAUCUGUCGGGGACCGGCGGCGGCAUUCACGAGCACAAGGGCGCCAUGUUGGCUUCCGAGGGGUUUGUGGUGUUGUGCGUCGCGUUUUUCCAGUACAAGUAUCUGCCGCAGAAAAUGGAGGAGGCAGAUUUGGACUAUUUUGCGGUAAAUUUGAAUUUCACGAAAUAUCCAUCUUUGCAAGUUGUUCCAGAAGCCCAUAGAAUACCUGACAAAACUACCGUAUACCCACAAUGUCAUUGGAAUUCAAGGGGUCUCAUUCGGAGCGACUAUUGUGGAUCUGCUGGCGACGCGGCAUGGGGACAAAGUGCGUGGGCGUCUAGACUCUUAUCAACACUUGAUGUUUCACAGAGUACACGUUCACUUUCAGAUCAAGGCAGUCGUCUCGAUAAACGGUCCUCAAAUCGUGUCCGACUACAUUUACAUGCGCGAGCACGGCACGCCGAUACCCCAUUUGUCGCACGGACAAGUCACGCUCGAGCACUGCGUCUUCCUCAACGGAGUCAUGUGCUCGAACCGAAACUUUCAAGUGAUGACCAAGGAGUUGACGCCAGACACCGAGAUUCCGUGGUGGCGCAUUCCCACGGACGUCAAGAUUCGCGUCAUUGUACGUGAAGAAAUUAUCCGAUCGGGUCCAAACUUUGCAAAAUUCUGGGACUUGUUUCAGCCCGAUCGGAUCAUCUGGGCCCGAGAUGUGUAGAUCAGAAGCUUAAAAGGCCUCAAACCAGUAUAUGUUGGGACCAGAUAAUUCGUUCGCGCUGAAACUUGGGCCCGAGAUACUUGAAUCCAAGUCAAAGCAGCCUAUAAAGUUUGGACCCGAUCGGGUCAAGACUCAAUUUAUUCCAGGGAUCCGUGGAUGAUUUGUGUCAACCGUCGGUGCACGCGACUUUGUACCGACAACGGAGACUGCGAGAGACCGGUCAUCACGUUGAGGUUUGUUAUGAUUUCAAAAUUAUGAACCAUGAACCGUGUCAAUCAUCUAACGACAUAAACACCACGGACAAUCUAUGAUAAGAAACUGAUAAAAAGAGCAUCAAAGAACUCUCGAUUGUUUGCAGGUCGAAAUGGUGAACGGCGGGCACAUCAUGGAGCCGCCCUACUUUCCGCAUCAUGAAUUGGUCUACGCCAAGUACCAGGGCUUCUACUGCGGCUACGGUGGUGAAGUGGUCCUUCACGCAAAGUCACAGGAGAAGACGUGGGCGAAUACCAUCCGAUUCUUCCAACGAACGCUCGGAGCGACACGGAAAAUUGCCGAUUGGGACCGCCUGAAUUGCAUUGAGGCGCCGAGGGGCGAGAGUAAACUGUGA
Molecule: messenger RNA, 1914 nt
Organism: Caenorhabditis sp. 36 PRJEB53466
Lineage: Eukaryota; Metazoa; Nematoda; Chromadorea; Rhabditida; Rhabditidae
Source: the annotation of a GenBank genome assembly